GAACCCUUCGCCCCCCAACUAUCCGAUUACUAGUGGCAGCAGGCAGACCCAUCCGGCGGCUGUUAUAAAAACACAAACGCGGCCAAGGGAAAUUUACAUUUGAAAGCGGACCAACAGCCACAACAGUUGGGCGGCACACUGGCACACGCACGCCCAAAGUUCAAGCCCCAAGGAUUAGCAGCGACAGGACAGGGACAGGACAGGAACAGGAACACGAUGAAGCCUCCUGGCCAACAUGCCAACAGUUCAUUAACGAUCUAUGCAUUAAUGUGGCUCCUGCUAUCCAUAACAAUGAGCGGCCAAGUGGAGGCGAUAGACGCCUCUUUGCAUCCGCAUCCACACGCUGCCGCUGCCGCUGCGGCUGCUGCUGCUGCGUUCCCAUUCCAGCUGCCACCAGUGGUUCUGCCUUUGGAACAUGGCAAAGGCAAUUACCAUGACACAGGCGCGGACGCGGACGCAGCCGCGGCAGAGUCGUUGGCGGGAUUAACAGGAUAUACACGAAAUUAUUAUGGCACUUCUGGUGGCAGCGAUGACUUGGCAAGGGCCACAUAUGGAAAUUAUGCCCCCCCACACCAGCUCUGGUCAUCACUGGGCAGCACGGCAAACGGAUUUGUGCCCUUCCCCGCCUAUUCCGCCGCCCACUAUGGCAACAAAGUGCCGCUGCACUCGGCAUACGGCGAGCAUACCGAACAGCAUUCCGGACAGCAGCGGGGCAAUAUCGAUUUUGCCAUUAAUACUGGAAAUUAUGAGGCAAAUGUCGCUGGUCCUGGUGCUGGUGCUGCUGCCGGUGCCGAUGCCGGUCCUGGGGCUGCCUAUCAAAGCUAUGUAUAUCAGCCUCAGCCUCAGAGAGAGCCACAGCCGCGGGUGCCGCUUGCCACCAACACGCCCCACGGUCAUUACCAUUUCGAACAAAUUUCCAAUUAUCGCGAGCAAAGGGAGGCUCCAGCUGGGGCGGAGUACGAGCAGGACAAUGGGUCUGGUGUCUAUUCUGGGAUCAAAGGACGCCAAACCUUGUUGAAUCCGGUAAAGCGGCAGCAGGAGGCGGCUGUCUAUCGGCAGCAGCAAGAGACAGAAAAUCAGCAGGAACUGAGCCAGCGGCUGGAACUGCGCGAACGGCAACUGGAACUGAGGGAACGGCAGCAGGAGCUGAGGGAACGCCAGCGACUGGGUAGCCAGCAGGAUCAACAGGAUCAGCAGUUGCUCUACUCGCACACCGACAGGCACAUUGCAGAGCUGCCAAAGAGUGGCGGCGGCUUCCUGCCACCGAUUACCAGCAGCGUGCAUCACACACCCGCGAGCAGCAAGGCGCUGGCCGGACUGCCGCUGGGCAAACACAUCGAGAUCACGCGACAGGUGCCCGUCACCCACUACCAGAAGCAGCUGGUGCCCUACAAGCAGACGCUGCAGGUGCAGGUGCCGCGCACCGUUAUCGCUGCCGUGCCCCGGCCCGUGCCCAUCAAGGUGCCCGUCAGCAAAACGGUGGCCGUGCCCCAGCUGCAUGAGGUGAAGAUACCCAUCGAACGGAUCAAGCCGGUGCCCGUGGAGCGACCCAUACCGUUUGUGGUCGAGCGACGUGUGCCCUACCGAGUGGAGAAGGCUGUGGCCACGCCCGUCUACUAUCCGUAUCCGGUCAAAGUGCCCGUGGUACGAACGGUGGUGCACAAGCAGCAUCUGCAGCAGCAGCAUCAUCAUCCACACUAUGUGGCAACGGGCGGCUGGAAUGCCAAUCAUCUGUUGGGCUAAAACUUAUAUCCUGUAUGCCUAUUCGAUCUUUAAGCCUUCAAUAAUAAAUUCGUAAUCUUGUUCUUUAAACGAUU
This is a messenger RNA of Drosophila obscura, 1817 nucleotides long. RefSeq lists its product as uncharacterized. NCBI's taxonomy places the organism in Eukaryota, Metazoa, Arthropoda, Insecta, Diptera, Drosophilidae. The record is from RefSeq and is a predicted model, not a curated record.